Cucurbitaria berberidis CBS 394.84 is the source of this 1899-nucleotide messenger RNA. RefSeq lists its product as uncharacterized. Lineage: Eukaryota; Fungi; Ascomycota; Dothideomycetes; Pleosporales; Cucurbitariaceae. The record is from RefSeq and is a predicted model, not a curated record. Gene Ontology annotation, cellular component: centrosome; cyclin-dependent protein kinase holoenzyme complex; nucleus. The transcript has 3 exons. Gene Ontology annotation, molecular function: cyclin-dependent protein serine/threonine kinase regulator activity. Gene Ontology annotation, biological process: mitotic cell cycle phase transition; regulation of cyclin-dependent protein serine/threonine kinase activity. The coding region runs from base 1 to 1899 and encodes 632 amino acids.
AUGGACGCAAAGCCACGAUCCGUCACCUUCACCCAGACUACACGUCAACACCUCCUAACAGACUUUUUACAGCCACAGCGCCCUAUGCGGGCUCUCCGUAUACGCGAUGAGAACGCGCCACCGAACCUACCCGCAGGCAUGACGAUCCAUCAGCGUACCAAAUCAACUCCAGUGCUGUCAACACGGAUGCAGGUCGGAGGCAUCAAAGCGGCCGCAGCUAAGCGGACCGUUUUCGCAGACGUCAGCAAUACAACACGACAAGCGGUAGCGAAGGAUGACCUACAAGUGCCUAGCAAGAAGAAGACUCUCGAGAUUCUGAACGAGUCAACCGUUGCUCCAGCGAAAGAGCUCACAAAACCCAAUGCGCUGCUCCGACCUGCGCAGCGCCCUCUGGCAAACAUCACUUCGCAAUCUAACGCGUCUGAUGGCACCGACUCGGUCGCGUCGGCCGUACCAAAGCAUGUCACGCUCGAGGUUAGCCAGCAGACGGCGAACAUCCGGAAGGUCCUAUCAAACAAGUCAGCCGUCUUCAAAGAGCCACAUCCUGAUCCUAUUCCCGAGGCAACAAUCGCACCUGUACCUUCGCGUCAACCAUUGUCAUCCCAGCCUUCCUCAUUUCCCAAGGUGGACCGUGCUCCCGCACUAUCGAACGAUCCUUCACCUGUCUUGAUUGAAGAUGUACCGGCGCCCAUGGAACAUAAGGUUGACGUAAAGCACAACAAGACGCGUGUGGAGGUUGAGGAGAAGUACGAAUACUUGGAUGCUCUCGAAGAGCAAGCACGCGUCCUAGAGCAGGAGCGCAACGAAGAGCUUGCCAAAACAAGCGGACUGCAGAAUCUCGACCACGAGGAGUACUGGGAUGAAGACGAGGAAGAGGAAUACUACGAUGCCGAUGGUUAUACCACUGCUCGAUCUCUUCGCUCGCGCGGUGACAACACGACCGGCGGUGUCACUCUCGUGCUUGCCCCCCGGGCUACAGCAAAGACGCAACGUGAACUCGAGGCUGCGAGACUCUAUGUUGAGGCGAACCGAUCCGCCGAAGACGUCGAGGACGAGCAGUGGGAUACAUCCAUGGUUGCCGAGUAUGGCGACGAGAUCUUCGAAUACAUGCAUUCUCUUGAGGAACGCAUGAAGCCUAAUGCAACGUACAUGGACCACCAGGCGGAAAUACAAUGGUCCAUGCGAUCAGUACUCAUGGACUGGCUAGUCCAGGUACACAACCGAUUUACCUUGCUGCCAGAAACCCUCUUCCUCGCCGUCAACUAUGUCGACCGCUUUCUCUCCUGCAAAGUCGUCUCCCUGGGCAAGUUGCAGCUUGUCGGUGCAACCGCUUUAUUUGUCGCUGCCAAAUACGAGGAGAUCAACUGCCCGUCGGUUCAAGAAAUCGUAUAUAUGGUUGACGGUGCUUACACCGCUGACGAGGUUCUCAAGGCUGAGCGCUUUAUGCUCAGCAUGCUUCAGUUCGAGCUGGGCUGGCCUGGCCCCAUGAGCUUCUUGCGCCGCAUCAGCAAGGCGGAUGACUAUGACCUAGAGACGCGCACGCUAUCCAAGUACUUCCUCGAGAUCACUGUCAUGGACGAGCGUUUUGUCGGAUGCGCUCCUAGCUUCCUCUCUGCGGGAGCUCACUGCUUAGCUCGCUUCAUGUUGAAGAAGGGUGACUGGUCACAAGCUCACGUACAUUACUCGGGAUACACUCUCGGCCAGCUACGACAGCUCAUUUCCGUUAUCCUUGAAUGCUGCGACAACCCCCAGAAGCAUCAUGCCGCCGUGUACGAGAAGUAUACCGACAAGCGUUACAAGCGCGCAUCAGUUUUCGUCGAGUCGGAGGUCACCAAGGGUUUCCAACUCCCUUUCGUGGCUAGAGACAGCUGUGCGAGUCAGACAUGGAGGCGAAAGUGA